CAGGCUCGCCAGCCCCGGGGGAGAGCCGGCUCGCUCUCCCGGCCUCAGAGGCGCAAUCGCCGCGACCCCGCGCGCCGGGCGCCGGCCCAGCGCCGCGGCCAUGCCCAGCUCGGAGCUGUGGGCGGUGGAUCUCUUCGGGAAGGUGUUCACGCUGUCCACGGCCGGGCAGCAAUGGGAGCUGUGCAGGGACGCCCAGCUGGAGUUCAAGCGGGUCAGUGCGGCCGCGCCGUGCUGCUGGGGCAUCGCCUGCGACAACCAGGUGUACGUGCGCGUGGGCGCCAGCGACGUCCCCAUCCGCUGCCGGGAGGAGGCCUAUGAGAAUCAGCGCUGGAACCCCGUGGGCGGCUUCUGUGAGGCGCUCCUGCCGAGCGACCGCUGGCCGUGGAGCGACGUGAGUGGGCUCCAGCACCGGCCGCUGGAUGGGGUGGCGCUGCCCUCGCUGCAUUGGGAGUGGGAGUCGGACUGGUACGUGGACGAGAAUUUUGGAGGGGAGCCCACAGAGAAAGGGGGGUGGACAUAUGCCAUUGACUUCCCCGCCACGUACACGAGGGACAAGAAGUGGAAUUCCUGUGUGCGGCGCCGGCGGUGGACCCGGUACAGGAGAUACAAGUCCCGGGACACCUGGGCCAAGAUCCCGUCGGAGGAUGACCCCCAGCAGUUGCCUGACCCCUUCAGUGACCUCUCUGUGGGGGGUUGGGAGAUCACAGACGAGCCCGUGGGCCGCCUGUCCGUGUGGGCCGUGUCUCUGCAGGGGAAGGUGUGGUACAGAGAGGACGUCAGCCACUCCAACCCCGAAGGCUCGUCGUGGUCCCUGGUGGACACCCCAGGGGAGGCGGUUCAGAUCAGCUGUGGGCCCCACGACCUGCUGUGGGUGUCGCUGUGGGAGGGACAGGCCUUGGUCCGGGAAGGAAUCAACAGGAACAAUCCCAAAGGAAGUUCGUGGUCCGUGGUGGAGCCUCCCACAUCUGAAAACGGGAUCCUGCAUGUCUCCGCAGGAGUCGGUGUCGUCUGGGCCAUCACCAAGGACCGGAAGGUUUGGUUCCGAAGAGGCGUCAACUCUCACAACCCCUGCGGCACCAGCUGGAUCGAGAUGGUUGGAGAAAUGAUGAUGGUGAACGUGGGGCUAAACGACCAGGUCUGGGGCAUCGGCUGGGCGGACCGGGCCUUGUACUUCCGUCAUGGCGUCACCCAGAGCGAGCUCAGCGGGAAGACGUGGAAGGCCAUCGUCGCCGGCCGGGAGUGUGACGGCUCACGCGCGGGCAGCUUGUCUAGCCUCCUCAGCGCCGGCUGCUUCUUUGGCGACGAGGUGAGGGGUGGUGGCGAGUCCCGUGUGCCAAGCGACUCGGAGGCCGAGAGACCCGGGCCUGACCCUGAGCGUGAUGUGGAGGUUGCCGGCCCUGCCUCCGCCCCGGCCGAGCUGCCCUGGACCAACAUCGACCUGAAGGAGCCCAAGAAAGGGCCCAGCCAUGCGGCCGCUGACUUUCCCGAGGCCACCAACCUCUCGUCGCUGGCACUUCUCCCGCUGGGCCUGGAGGAGCCCGAGAGCACCGACUGCCACGCGCUGUGGGCCUGGGUGUCCGGAGGAGGCUGUGCCGUGGAGGCCCACACCACGCUCAAGUGGUUCACCGCCCACUCGGGCCUGCCCGCCUCCAUGCAGAUGCUCUCGCUGCCCAUCACGCCGGCCCAGACGGCCGCCUGGCGGAAGCAGAUCUUCCAGCAGCUCACCGAGAGGACCCAGCGGGAGCUGGAGAACUUCCGACACUACGAGCAGGCCGUGGAGCAGUCGGUGUGGGUGAAGACGGGGGCCCUGCAGUGGUGGUGCGACUGGAAACCCCACAAGUGGGUGGACGUCCGUGUGGCCCUGGAACAGUUCAUGGGCCACGAUGGAGUUCGGGACAGCAUCCUUUUCAUCUACUACAUGGUCCACGAGGAGAAGAAGUACAUCCACGUGUUCCUCAACGAGGUGACGGCGCUGGUCCCCGUGCUCAAGGAGGCCAAGCACUCCUUCGCCGUGUACACCCCCGAGAGGACACGGCAGAGGUGGCCUGUGCGCCUGGCCGCUGCCACCGAGCAGGACAUGAGCGACUGGCUCGCCCUGCUCAACCUGUGCUGCUGCGAGAGCCGGAGGGUGCACGGCCGCCCCUCCCCGCAGGCCAUCUGGUCCGUCACCUGCAAGGGGGACAUCUUCGUGAGCGAGCCCAGCCCAGACCUCGAGGCCCCCGAGCGCUGGCCGCCCUGUGACCAGAUGUUCUGGCGGCAAAUGGGAGGCCACCUGCGGGUGGUGGAGGCCAACAGCCGGGGCGUGGUGUGGGGCAUCGGCUAUGACCACACGGCCUGGGUGUACACGGGUGGCUACGGCGGAGGCUGCUUCCAAGGCCUGGCCAGCAAUACCAGCAACAUCUACACGCAGUCGGACGUAAAGUGUGUCUCCAUCUACGAGAACCAGCGCUGGAACCCCGUCACGGGCUACACCAGCAGGGGUCUGCCCACCGACCGGUACAUGUGGAGUGACGCCACGGGCUUGCAGGAGCGCACCAAGGCCAGCACGAAGCCCCCAUCCCUGCAGUGGGCCUGGGUUUCUGACUGGUUCGUGGAUUUCAGCAUCCCUGGGGGCACGGACCAGGAGGGGUGGCAGUACGCCAGCGACUUCCCUGCCUUGUACCACGGGCACAAAACCAUGAAGGAUUUCGUCAGGAGAAGGUGCUGGACCAGAAAGUGCAAGCUGGUGACCAGCGGGCCCUGGCUGGAGGUGGCCCCCAUCGCCCUGGGGGACGUGUCCAUCAUUCCGGAGAUCCCGGGGGCCCACGGGAGCGGGCCCGGCAUCGCGCUCUGGGCCGUCAGUGACAAGGGGGACGUGUUGUGCCGUCUGGGCGUGUCCGAGCUCAACCCCGCGGGCUCCUCCUGGCUGCACGUGGGCACGGACCAGCCCUUCGCCUCCGUCUCCAUCGGGGGCUGCUACCAGGUGUGGGCCGUGGCCAGGGACGGUUCCGCCUUCUACCGUGGCUCCGUGUCCCCGUCCAAGCCGGCUGGCGACUGCUGGUACCUCAUCCCAUCUCCUCCCAAACAGAGAUUGAAACAGGUGUCCGUGGGGCACACAGCGGUGUUCGCCUUGGACGAAAACGGGAACCUGUGGUACCGCCAGGGGGUCACACCCAGCUACCCGCAGGGCACCAGCUGGGAACACGUGUCCAACAAUGUGCGCCGCGUGUCCGUGGGGCCCCUGGACCAGGUCUGGGUCAUCGCCAACAAAGUCCAGGGGAGCCACAGCCUGAGCCGGGGAACUGUGUGUCGCCGCACGGGUGUGCAGCCCCUGGAGCCCAAGGGGCAGGGCUGGGACUAUGGCAUCGGGGGGGGCUGGGAUCACCUGUCCGUCCGGGCCAGUGCCACCAGGGCCCCCAGGAGCUCAUCCCAGGCGACGGCCGGCAAGCGGAGAGGGGAGCAGGGCCUCCCCAGUGGGCCCUCGAAGGUGGCCGGUGCCCCGCAGGAGACCCCCAAUCCCGUCUGCUGCUGAGGCCGCUUCCCCUCACCUGGAGCAGGUGUGAUGCUGGGUUUGAAGGACCAAGGUUGAUGCAAGCCUUCCUGUCGAGAGCUGUUCUCGUGCUGAACGUGCUGAAACGUGGAUCCCAGGAGUGGUAUCUCCAGGCCCAGAUUCGAGACUGGGGAGGGAACCUGGCCUGAGGUCAUGGCCACCUGGGAGGCACUGAAACAACCCAGAAAUGUGAAGCUCUGUGGACGCUGUGUGUCCCCAGCUGCGAGAAGAACGUGGGGUGUGGGGUGCAGACCCCUUCGCCCCGGCCUCUCCUGCCCGUCCCUUCCCUCUCUGCCUCCUCCCUCUCCAGGACGGGAGCCUGGAGCCUUCCAGGAGCACUGCCCCUGGGGAAGAGAGCCCACGAAGGACCCCUGAGUCCCGGGCAUCCCCAGACGGCGUCGGCCCUGCCCCCUAAAGAAAAAUGGCUGUGGGGCUCAGGGUGGCUUUGCCUGGACCUGAUCAGUUCUCAGAGCAGGAUUCGCAAACGGGGUUUCCUUUCAAAAGUUAAGGAAGGAGUUGGAAGGUUGGAAAUAAGUGCUGGGGAGGGGCGUCUUCUUCCGCGGGUGGGCCGGGCCCUCCUGGGGUGGUCGGAGGACGGAGGGGCCGCCCGUGGCUGCGAGAAGCUGUCCAAGUGCAGAGUCACCGUCGUUGGUCCUCAGCCAGCCCUUCCUCUGACGGGGUUGGGGUCUGGGGGCUCCUUUUACAUCGGAUCAUGUCGCAGGGGGUGGGGCGGGUGGCGUCCAGCCGAGAGGGGCCUGGAGGCCUCAGCCCGGAGCAGAGCCCUAGGGAGGCACCCCCCAAGCAGCCCCACUCCCAGCGGGCAGCUUCUCAGCUGCUUCUUUUUUUUUAAUCAGAAAAAGGCCCCAUUUGGUGCAGUCUCAAGUUGGCUUCCCACAGCCAGACGCGUUGCCCGCGGGUCAUCAGGGCGCAUGUCCCGUCUCUGCUCAUUUUGAGAUGGAUCGAGCUGACCGCCAGCUUCCCCGGCGUUCCCGUCAGGAGGGCUCGGCUGUGCACUGUUUUGUGGUGCAGUGUUUGCAGCCCAGAGGCUGACUCUAAGGAGGUCUCCCUUGGGUCCCCUCCUGAGGGGCACUGGAGGGAGCCGGUGGCCUCUGCCUUUGCCUCGUCUCCUGGAGGUGGGACCGGGAGCCGUGAGUCUGGGGGCAGUGCCCAGGCAAAGCAAGUGAAGGGCCGGGUGGGCGGCGCCCUCCUGUCUGUUUACACUCGUGGUUGUCAGGUUUCUCCGAGCGGGCAUUACUGUUUCUUCUGCGGCAGUGCCCUGUUGUUCUGCUGUGACUCGCUGGUUUCACCCUGCCCUCUCUCCAGGGCGACCGUGUCCCCUCCUUGCGGAGCACCAACUGCUGACCUGCUCAGCAUCACUGAACCAUCUCGAUUCCUCGGAUGCUUUAUUCAAUAAAAACUUAGGCCAGACUGUCAA
Messenger RNA from Eubalaena glacialis (North Atlantic right whale), 4964 nucleotides. RefSeq names its product tectonin beta-propeller repeat containing 1 (gene TECPR1). The coding region runs from base 101 to 3511 and encodes 1136 amino acids. NCBI's taxonomy places the organism in Eukaryota, Metazoa, Chordata, Mammalia, Artiodactyla, Balaenidae. The record is from RefSeq and is a predicted model, not a curated record. Gene Ontology annotation, cellular component: membrane. The transcript has 25 exons.